Aspergillus thermomutatus is the source of this 2004-nucleotide messenger RNA. RefSeq lists its product as uncharacterized. Gene Ontology annotation, molecular function: transmembrane transporter activity. The transcript is spliced from 5 exons. Gene Ontology annotation, biological process: transmembrane transport. The record is from RefSeq and is a predicted model, not a curated record. Lineage: Eukaryota; Fungi; Ascomycota; Eurotiomycetes; Eurotiales; Aspergillaceae. Bases 1 to 2004 code for a protein of 667 amino acids.
AUGUCAGUUGAAAAGCAUGUCGACUUCGACGGCCCGGAUGAUCCUCUUAACCCCCUCAACUGGCCCAUGAGGAAAAGGGUCUAUAUCUCUGCCAUACUGGGCCUCAGCACAAUGGUCGUCGCGUUUGCAAGCAGUAUCUUCUCCGCCGCCAUGCCAUCAGUGAUGCAGCUAUAUGGUAUCAGCCGGGAGGUAUGCACCCUCGGUAUAUCCCUCUACGUCUUCGGGUUCGCAUUCGGUCCGUUGUUCUUCGGUCCCUUCUCGGAGCUCAAGGGCAGAUACAUGCCCCUUGUAAUCUCAAUGUUUGGCUUCACGAUAUUCUCGUUCGCAACUGCCGUCUCCAAAGACCUCCAAUCCCUGUUCAUCCUUCGCUACUUCACUGGAUUCUUCGGUUCCGGUCCGCUCACACUCGCCGGAGCAUCAUUUGCGGAUAUGUUCGCGCCGGAGCAGCGGGGUAUUGCCAUCGUCAUGUUCUGCUUGAUGGUGUUCAUCGGUCCUCUCGCUGCUCCAUUUGUGGGAGGCUUCACGGUAAUGAACUCUUCGCUGGGCUGGCGGUGGACGGCAUAUAUUCCGGGUAUUCUAGGAGGCGCCGUGCUCCUGCUUCUGGUCGUCUUCCUGGAGGAGACCUACCAGCCGGUAAUCCUGGCUCGAAAAGCUGAUCGAUUGCGCCGCGAAACCGGCAACUGGUCACUUCACGCCCGGCACGAAGAGCUGCGUCUUGAUGCUAGAUCCAUAGUGACCGAGUACCUCGCCCUGCCACUGAAGAUGCUCGUGCUCGACCCGAUUGUCACGUGCAUGUGUGUUUUCGCAUCUUUCGUGUACGGUCUGCUUUAUCUCUUCUUGACCGCAUAUCCGAUUAUCUUCCAGAGAAUUCAUGGUAUGAACCCAGGAGUGGGUGGGCUGCCCUAUCUGGGGGUUAUCGUGGGGCAGCUCCUGGGCGCCGUUGGCAUCGCAGCGACCCAGCCCUGGAUUCUGCGCAAGCUGGAGCAAACCGGUGGCGUGAUGAUGCCAGAGUGGCGUCUUCCUGUGGCUAUCCCAGGUGCAGUCGCUUUCUCUGGGGGGCUCUUCUGGCUGGGAUGGUCGGGAUACAAGCAGAGCAUCCACUGGAUUGUGCCGACUCUGUCGGGGCUGCUGACCGGAUUUGGAUUGUUGACUAUGUUUCUUCCCUCGCUUGCUUAUCUGGUCGAGGCUCGUCCUCAGAAAGCGGCAUCAGCUGUUGCUGCACACACAUUCCUGCGGUCGGUCGCGGGAGGCGUCUUCCCACUAUUUGCAACAUACAUGCUAAGCAGCGCAUACUUCAAAUCAUUGCUAGAGAAGCUGGAUGCCAUGGAUUCUCCAUUGAAUUCCCCUGUUCGCUCUGCUGAAGCGAGCCCAUUAGGGUCAUUUGAGGAGGAAUCCGUGCCCUCCUCGAUCCUUCUCUUGGAGUCGGGAUCUCCUGUUCAAGCAGUGUGGCCGGAGUUAAUAUCAGGGCUCGAGAUGCUGAGGGAAGGAAGCAAAGAUCCAUCGUAUCUGGAUCGAACCAACGUGACGGAGCCAGACUUUAUCUUCUUUGACACCUCACUGGACUCGUUGACUAGAGCGCAUCAGCAAGCACAGUCUACCACAGAAGGGGAUAAGGAAAUCGACAGCGACAAUUUGUUGUCGACAGCACAGGCUGCAAACCAUGGUACAAAAGGUGUUCCGGUGGAGUACUCGACGACAAAGACUGUUAUGGCAACUGCCGAUUUCGAAGCAUCUGUCGGUCUCCCCCGUCGGGGCCGAUUCUCCAAAGAGCAGAUCGAGUUAAUUCGGGCGCAAGUGCGUGCUGCUCACCAGCAUGGACUGCUCGCACGGUAUACCGGCAUCCAGUGCCAUCCGCGACGAUCACGCAAGCUGAUUUUGCGAGUACUAGCUCAGGAAGGAGUUGAUUUAAUUGAGAACGACAAGAAUGAUUGCGAGCGACCGUGGUGGAACUCACCUGUCCUUGGAAGGAUGGUGAGGAUAGCAGAAGAGAACCUGGGUUUCUAG